Messenger RNA from Myotis myotis, 483 nucleotides. Its product is annotated as group 10 secretory phospholipase A2-like. The transcript has 4 exons. Lineage: Eukaryota; Metazoa; Chordata; Mammalia; Chiroptera; Vespertilionidae. The coding region runs from base 1 to 483 and encodes 160 amino acids. Gene Ontology annotation, biological process: arachidonate secretion; phospholipid metabolic process; lipid catabolic process. The record is from RefSeq and is a predicted model, not a curated record. Gene Ontology annotation, molecular function: calcium ion binding; phospholipid binding.
AUGGGUCAGCUGCCCCUGUGCCAGCCAGCAAUGCUGCCGCUUCUGCUGCUCCUGGUACCCGGACUCCUGCCCUGCGCAGCAUCCUUGACGUCACAUGUGCACCGACGUGGGCUCAUAGAACUGGCAGGGACCGUACACUGUGUGGGCCCCCGCAGCCCCCUGGCCUAUAUUAGAUACGGCUGCUAUUGUGGCCUGGGUGGCCGAGGCAAGCCCCUGGAUGCCAUGGACCGGUGCUGUCACCGUCAUGAUUGCUGCUACCGGCAUGCCAGUGAGGAGGCUGGCUGCAUACCCAAGCUGCAGUCCUACCCUUGGACAUGCAACAAUCAGCACAUUGAAUGUGGACCGGCAGAGGAUGAAUGUCAAGAACUCUUGUGCAAGUGUGACCAGGAGCUUGCUUACUGCUUAGCCGAAAACGAGUACCAUUUAAAGUACCUCUUCUAUCCACGUUUCUUAUGUGGGCACGACCCGCUCAAAUGUGACUGA